Messenger RNA from Ficedula albicollis (Collared flycatcher), 3777 nucleotides. RefSeq names its product ubiquitin specific peptidase 7 (herpes virus-associated) (gene USP7). Gene Ontology annotation, molecular function: cysteine-type deubiquitinase activity; cysteine-type endopeptidase activity; protein binding. The transcript is spliced from 31 exons. Bases 59 to 3259 code for a protein of 1066 amino acids. NCBI's taxonomy places the organism in Eukaryota, Metazoa, Chordata, Aves, Passeriformes, Muscicapidae. The record is from RefSeq and is a predicted model, not a curated record. Gene Ontology annotation, cellular component: nucleus; cytosol. Gene Ontology annotation, biological process: regulation of protein stability; protein deubiquitination.
AGAUACAGAUGAUCCUCCAAGAAUUACUCAAAAUCCUGUCAUUAAUGGGAAUGUAGCGAUGGCUGACGGACAUAACAACACUGAGGAAGACAUGGAAGAUGGUGGCAGCUGUGCUCUGGUUUUGUCUUUAUGUGAUACAAGUUGGCGAUCAGAAGCAACAUUUCAGUUUACAGUGGAACGCUUCAACAGGUUGAGUGAGUCAGUGCUCAGCCCUCCCUGCUUCGUUCGGAAUUUGCCGUGGAAGAUCAUGGUGAUGCCACGACUCUACCCGGACAGACCCCACCAAAAAAGUGUAGGAUUCUUCCUUCAGUGCAAUGCUGAAUCUGAUUCCACGUCAUGGUCCUGUCAUGCACAAGCAGUUCUCAAGAUAAUAAACUACAAGGAUGAUGAAAAAUCAUUCAGUCGUCGUAUUAGUCACUUGUUCUUUCAUAAGGAGAAUGACUGGGGCUUUUCUAACUUCAUGGCCUGGAGUGAAGUUACUGAUCCUGAAAAAGGCUUUAUAGAAGAGGACAAAGUUACUUUUGAAGUCUAUGUUCAAGCAGAUGCUCCACACGGAGUAGCGUGGGAUUCAAAGAAGCACACAGGAUAUGUUGGCUUAAAGAACCAGGGAGCAACUUGUUACAUGAACAGUUUGUUACAGACUUUAUUUUUCACAAAUCAGCUACGAAAGGCUGUGUACAUGAUGCCCACAGAAGGAGAUGAUUCAUCCAAAAGUGUUCCUUUAGCAUUGCAAAGAGUGUUUUAUGAGCUGCAACAUAGUGACAAACCAGUUGGAACUAAAAAGUUAACAAAAUCAUUUGGGUGGGAAACUUUAGACAGCUUCAUGCAACAUGAUGUCCAGGAAUUAUGUCGAGUGCUGCUUGAUAAUGUGGAAAAUAAAAUGAAAGGCACAUGUGUAGAAGGCACUAUCCCUAAACUGUUCAGAGGGAAGAUGGUGUCUUAUAUCCAAUGCAAGCACGUAGACUAUCGAUCUGAACGAAUAGAAGAUUAUUACGACAUCCAGCUAAGUAUAAAGGGAAAGAAAAAUAUUUUUGAGUCCUUCAUUGACUACGUUGCAGUGGAGCAGUUGGAUGGUGAUAACAAGUAUGAUGCAGGAGAACAUGGCUUGCAGGAGGCAGAGAAAGGUGUGAAGUUCCUAACAUUGCCACCAGUAUUACACCUACAACUCAUGAGAUUUAUGUAUGAUCCUCAGACUGACCAAAACAUCAAGAUAAAUGAUAGGUUUGAAUUUCCUGAACAGUUGCCACUAGAUGAAUUUUUGCAAAAAACAGAUCCUAAAGAUCCUGCAAAUUACAUUCUCCAUGCAGUUCUAGUACACAGUGGAGAUAACCAUGGUGGACAUUACGUUGUUUACUUAAAUCCAAAGGGCGAUGGCAAAUGGUGUAAAUUCGAUGACGACGUGGUGUCGAGGUGCACGAAGGAGGAGGCGAUCGAGCACAACUACGGGGGGCACGACGACGACCUGUCUGUGCGGCACUGCACCAACGCCUACAUGCUGGUCUACAUCAGGGAGUCCAAGCUCAGUGAAGUUUUGCAACCUGUCACCGACCAUGAUAUUCCUCAACAACUUGUAGAAAGGCUACAAGAAGAGAAAAGGAUAGAAGCUCAGAAGAGGAAGGAGAGGCAGGAGGCUCACCUCUAUAUGCAAGUGCAGAUAGUGGCAGAGGAUCAGUUCUGUGGACACCAAGGCAAUGAUAUGUAUGAUGAAGAAAAAGUGAAAUACACUGUUUUCAAAGUAUUAAAAAAUUCCACACUUACAGAAUUUGUUCAAAACCUCUCUCAAACAAUGGGAUUUCCCCAGGAUCAAAUCAGAUUAUGGCCAAUGCAAGCUAGAAGUAAUGGAACAAAGAGACCUGCAAUGUUAGAUAAUGAAGCAGAUGGCAAUAAAACAAUGAUUGAGCUCAGUGACAAUGAGAAUCCAUGGACAAUAUUUUUGGAAACAGUAGAUCCAGAGAUGGCUGCUACUGGAGCAACAUUACCCAAAUUUGAUAAAGAUCAUGAUGUAAUGUUGUUUCUGAAGAUGUAUGAUCCAAAGACUCGGAGUUUGAAUUAUUGUGGACAUAUCUACACCCCUAUAUCCUGUAAAAUACGUGACUUGCUUCCAGUUAUGUGUGAGAGAGCAGGAUUUCCACAAGAAACUAACCUUAUCCUCUAUGAGGAAGUUAAACCCAAUUUAACAGAAAGGAUUCAAGACUAUGAUGUAUCUCUUGAUAAAGCUCUCGAUGAACUCAUGGAUGGUGACAUCAUAGUGUUUCAGAAGGAUGACCCAGAAAAUGAUAACAGCGAGCUCCCAACAGCUAAGGAAUACUUCCGAGACCUCUAUCACCGUGUGGAUGUCAUUUUCUGUGAUAAAACCAUCCCAAAUGACCCAGGCUUUGUUGUUACUUUAUCCAAUAGGAUGAAUUACUUUCAGGUUGCAAAGACAGUCGCUCAGAGACUUAACACGGAUCCAAUGCUAUUACAGUUUUUCAAGUCCCAAGGUUACAGAGAUGGCCCUGGUAAUCCUCUUAGACAUAAUUAUGAAGGUACUUUAAGAGAUCUUCUGCAGUUCUUCAAGCCUAGGCAACCGAAAAAGCUCUACUAUCAACAGCUCAAAAUGAAGAUAACUGAUUUUGAAAACAGAAGAAGUUUUAAAUGCAUAUGGCUAAAUAGCCAGUUUAGGGAAGAGGAAAUAACAGUAUAUCCAGAUAAGCAUGGGUGUGUGCGGGACCUGUUAGAAGAAUGUAAAAAAGUUGUAGAACUCUCUGAAAAAGGUUCAGGGAAAUUAAGGCUGCUAGAAAUCGUAAGUUACAAAAUAAUCGGUGUCCAUCAGGAGGAUGAACUGUUAGAGUGUUUGUCACCUGCAACAAGUCGAACGUUUCGAAUAGAGGAAAUUCCUCUGGACCAGGUAGAUAUAGAUAAAGAAAAUGAGAUGCUAAUCACAGUGGCACAUUUCCACAAAGAGGUUUUCGGGACUUUUGGAAUUCCAUUCUUGCUGAGGAUACACCAGGGCGAACACUUCAGAGAGGUUAUGAAGAGGAUUCAGACAAUGCUGGACAUACAAGAAAAAGAAUUUGAAAAGUUUAAAUUUGCCAUUGUAAUGAUGGGCCGACACCAGUAUCUCAAUGAAGAUGAGUAUGAAGUGAACUUGAAAGAUUUUGAGUCCCAACCUGGCAACAUGUCUCAUCCAAGGCCAUGGCUAGGGCUUGACCAUUUCAAUAAAGCCCCAAAGAGAAGUCGCUACACUUACCUUGAAAAAGCUAUUAAAAUCCAUAACUGACUUACUUAACCAGAUUGUCAAGGCAAGGGACAAAAAUAAGUGUGUGUGUGCACCUUUUUAACAACUGUAGAACUUUGGUACACGUGCACUAUAUCUGAAGUCUUCAGCAAGAGGAUUUGCUGCUGAUGUUAAUUUUAUUUUGUUGAGGCUGUUCAGUUUGGCUUCUCUGUAUCUAUUGACUGCCCUUUUUGAGCAAAAUGAAGGUGUUUUUAUAAAAGCUUGGAUGCCAAUGAGAGUUAUUUUAUGGUAAACGUAAUGCAAGGCAAUUGUCAGCAUAAUGAGGGAAGAGUUUAGUAGAACUGUUGACAUUGGCAAAAUUAUUUGUCUGUAGUACGUUUAUAGAUGGCAUAAGCUGACUGGCUGCCCUUCCCAUGUGGUGUUCACCAUCACUGCAGCUAGUAAGCCUUAUGUUUAGACUCACAUCAGAUUUAUUUCCUUCAGUUAUACUUUAAAUUACAUUUUUGUGCAUUUGUAAAUGCAAAAGAAAAACUCACAUCAUCAAUAAAUAGCAAUCUCUA